AUGGCCGCAGCCUCCACAGACUCCGGGCAAGGUGCCACCAAGAUCACCCCCGAAGCGCUGCAGGAGAUGCUGCGCUACUACAACCUGAGCCGCCGGGAGUUCAUCAACACCUACAACAUCCAGCCUCUCGUCUACAUCCCCGAGCUGCCGUACAGCGCCAAGACCACCUUCGUGAUCAUGUACGCGGUGAUCUUCGUGCUGGCGCUGGCGGGGAACACGCUGGUCAUCUACAUAGUGCUGAAGAAACGUGCGAUCCACACGGCGACGGAUAUCUUCAUCUGCUCGCUGGCGGUCAGCGACCUGCUCAUCACCUUCUUCUGCGUCCCGUUCACCCUGCUGCAGAACAUCUCCUCGGAGUGGUUCGGAGGGGUUCUGGUUUGCAAGACGGUUCCCUUUGUACAGACUACAGCAAUAGUGACUGGCAUCCUCACAAUGACCUGCAUUGCCAUUGAGAGAUACCAGGGCAUUGUCUUUCCCCUGAAGAUGAGGAGGCAGUACUCGUCCAAACGAGCAUACAAGAUGCUAGGGCUUGUAUGGAUUGCCUCAGUGAUCGUGGGUUCACCGAUGCUGUUUGUGCAGCAGCUAGAGGUGAAGUACGACUUCUUGUACGAUCACUACCACGUGUGCUGUCAGGAGAGUUGGCACUCUGUGACUCACCGGCAGACCUACACCACCUUCAUCAUGGUGGCUCUGUUCCUGCUCCCCUUGGCCGCCAUGCUGUUCCUUUACACGCGCAUCGGGAUCGAGCUGUGGAUCCGCAACAGGGUGGGCGACUCCUCAGUCCUCAACACCAUGAACCACAGGGAGAUCAGCAAGAUCUCCAGGAAAAAGAAAAGAGCUGCCAAAAUGAUGAUCACCAUCGUCCUGUUAUUCACGAUUUGCUGGGCACCGUUCCACACGGUCCACAUGCUGUUCGAGUACUAUGACCUGGAGAAGAAAUACGACGGAGUCACAAUCAGCAUGAUCAUCGCUGUUGUUCAGGCCAUCGGGUUCUUCAACAGCUUCAACAAUCCCAUCGUGUACGCCUUCAUGAACGAGAACUUCAAGAAGAGCUGCAUCUCCACCCUCUCCGAGUGCGUCAGGAAGCACAACCAGCCAGGCCGCGGUGUGGUGGCUCCUAAAAUCAGCGUGAAGUUCGUCAAACCCCAAAGCAGAGAGGCAUUCGCAGAUUCGGUGGCAGGACACAGCCCGAACCAGAACUCCAAGGACAAAGUUCCCUCGAAUCCACUGCACAGAGACCGCGCCCUGGAAGUGAUAGUAGAAAAGAUCUCCACCAUCCAAACUGAGCUGCCUGGAAGCAGCUCCUCCCAGGUCAAAUGA
This is a messenger RNA of Limanda limanda (common dab), 1320 nucleotides long. RefSeq names its product pyroglutamylated RFamide peptide receptor b (gene qrfprb). Gene Ontology annotation, biological process: G protein-coupled receptor signaling pathway. The record is from RefSeq and is a predicted model, not a curated record. NCBI's taxonomy places the organism in Eukaryota, Metazoa, Chordata, Actinopteri, Pleuronectiformes, Pleuronectidae. The transcript is spliced from 6 exons. Gene Ontology annotation, molecular function: neuropeptide Y receptor activity; peptide binding. Gene Ontology annotation, cellular component: membrane. Bases 1 to 1320 code for a protein of 439 amino acids.